AUGUCUGAGGUUGGGAAUGUGUCCCCACUGCAGACUGUGAUGGUGCAGUGUGGAGAGCACAACCUGCUAGUGAGGGCCCAGCUGGAUUUAUUUGGAACUGGGCACCUGAUUAAAGCUGCUGACCUGACAUUGGGGACAGCAGGUUGUCCCUCAACCAGGGUCUACCCUGAGAACCAGACUGUCCUCUUUGACUAUGGGCUGCAUGAGUGUGGUAGUAGAUUGCAGAUGACUGGAGAUUUCCUGAUCUACACCACCCACCUGACCCACAUCCCAAACUAUCCUGGAUCUGUCAUUGUGAGAACAAAUGGAGCUGUUGUUCCCAUUGAAUGUCGGUAUUUCAGGAAGGGCAAUGUGAGCAGUAAUCCCAUCAAGCCCACCUGGAUCCCAUUUAGCUCCACCAGGUCUGGAGAAGGGCAUUUGUCAUUCUCUCUGCGUCUAAUGAAUGAUGAUUGGCUUACAGAGCGCACUUCCACUGUCUACUACCUGGGAGACCUCAUUCACAUUGAGGCAUCUGUUUCAAUGGCCAACCAUGUGUCCCUGAAGCUGUACAUUGAUCGCUGUGUAGCUACACUGAGCCCAGACAAGGACUCCACCCUGAGAUACAGCAUCAUUGACUACAAUGGUUGCCUCCUGGACAGCAAAGCUGAGGACUCCUUUUCAACCUUUGUGUUGCCCAGAGAUGGGCGGGAGCCGGACAAGCUCCAGUUUGACUUGGAUGCCUUCCGUUUCUAUGGAGAUGAGCGAUCCUUGAUAUUCAUCACCUGUCACCUGAGAGUUGCUGCAGUGGAUCAGGGAGAUUCCAGGAACAAAGCUUGUACUUUCCAGAAGCUGGAGCAUAUGUGUGGAGUCAGAGCUGGUUGUGAUGGUGGUCCUGACUGUGACAGCUGUCUGUCUGAUCUCUGCAUCAUUGCUGGCCUUCCUCCUGUACAGGAGACACAAGCAAACACCCAUCAACUGGUGAUUGAAAUAGUCAAUAAAGCAGUGAUUCAUGGUGUCUUCUGUCUGGAGCUGACUGUGAUGGUGCAGUGUGGAGAGCACAACCUGCUGGUCAGGGCCCAGCUGGAUUUCUUUGGAACUGGGCACCAGAUUAAAGCUGCUGACCUGACCCUGGGGACAGCAGGUUGUCAGCCAACCAGGGUCUACCCUGAGAACCAGAUUGUCCUCUUUGACUAUGGGCUGCAUGAGUGUGGUAGUAGAUUGCAGAUGACUGGAGAUUUCCUGAUCUACACCAUCCACCUGACCUACAUCCCAAACUAUCCUGGAUCUGUCAUUGUGAGAACAAAUGGAGCUGUUGUUCCCAUUGAAUGUCGGUAUUUGAGGAUGGGCAAUGUUAGCAGCAAUCCCAUCAAGCCCACAUGGAUCCCAUUCAGCUCCACCAGGUCUGGAGAAGGGCAUCUGUCAUUCUCUCUGCGUCUAAUGAAUGGUGACUGGCUUACAGAGCGCACUUCCACUGUCUACUACCUGGGAGACCUCAUUCACAUUGAGGCAUCUGUUUCAAUGGCCAACCAUGUGCCCCUGAAGCUGUACAUUGAUCGCUGUGUAGCUACACUGAGCCCAGACAAGGACUCCACCCUGAGAUACAGCAUCAUUGACUACAAUGGUUGCCUCCUGGACAGCAAAGCUGAGGACUCCUUUUCAACCUUUGUGUUGCCGAGAGACGGGCGGGAGCCGGACAAGCUCCAGUUUGACCUGGAUGCCUUCCGUUUCUAUGGAGAUGAGCGUUCCUUGAUAUUCAUCACCUGCCACCUGAGAGUUGCUCCAGCAGAUCAGGGAGAUUCCAGGAACAAAGCUUGUACUUUCCAGAAGCUGGAGCAUAUCUGGAGGCCAUUGGAGGGGUCAGACAGUGACAUUUGUGCCUGUUGCCAUGUGGGGAAUUGUGGGAGCACAAGGGAGAUCCUGAUCCCUUUCAGAGGAAGGAGAGACCUUGGCACUGAAGCUGGUAGGUCAUUGACCCUCUAG
This is a messenger RNA of Hemiscyllium ocellatum (epaulette shark), 1959 nucleotides long. RefSeq lists its product as uncharacterized. NCBI's taxonomy places the organism in Eukaryota, Metazoa, Chordata, Chondrichthyes, Orectolobiformes, Hemiscylliidae. Gene Ontology annotation, biological process: binding of sperm to zona pellucida; positive regulation of acrosome reaction; egg coat formation. The record is from RefSeq and is a predicted model, not a curated record. The transcript is spliced from 14 exons. Gene Ontology annotation, molecular function: acrosin binding. The coding region runs from base 1 to 1959 and encodes 652 amino acids. Gene Ontology annotation, cellular component: extracellular matrix.